Molecule: messenger RNA, 3361 nt
Organism: Sorghum bicolor (sorghum)
Lineage: Eukaryota; Viridiplantae; Streptophyta; Magnoliopsida; Poales; Poaceae
Product: cellulose synthase A catalytic subunit 9 [UDP-forming]
Exons: 11
Coding region: 1-3150 (1049 amino acids)
Biological process (GO): cellulose biosynthetic process; plant-type primary cell wall biogenesis
Cellular component (GO): trans-Golgi network; plasma membrane
Molecular function (GO): cellulose synthase (UDP-forming) activity
Source: RefSeq, a predicted model, not a curated record
AUGGAGGCCAGCGCCGGGCUGGUGGCCGGGUCGCACAACCGGAACGAGCUGGUGCUGAUCCGGGGCCACGAGGACCCCAAGCCGCUGCGGGCGCUGAGCGGGCAGGUGUGCGAGAUUUGCGGCGACGAGGUCGGGCUCACGGUGGACGGCGACCUCUUCGUCGCCUGCAACGAGUGCGGCUUCCCCGUGUGCCGGCCCUGCUACGAGUACGAGCGCCGGGAGGGCACGCAGAACUGCCCACAGUGCAAGACGCGGUACAAGCGCCUCAAGGGGAGCCCGAGGGUUGCCGGGGACGAUGACGAGGAGGACAUCGACGACCUGGAGCACGAGUUCAACAUCGACGACGAGAAGCAGAAGCAGCUGGAGGGCGGCAUGCAGAACAGCCAGAUCACCGAGGCGAUGCUGCACGGCAAGAUGAGCUACGGGAGGGGCCCCGACGACGGCGAGGGCAACAACACCCCGCAGAUCCCGCCCAUCAUCACCGGCUCCCGCUCCGUGCCGGUGAGCGGUGAGUUUCCGAUUACCAACGGGUAUGGCUAUGGCCACGGCGAGCUCUCGUCUUCCCUGCACAAGCGCAUCCAUCCCUACCCUGUGUCUGAGCCAGGGAGUGCCAAGUGGGACGAGAAGAAAGAAGUGAGCUGGAAGGAGAGGAUGGACGACUGGAAGUCCAAGCACGGCGGCGCCGAUCCCGAAGACAUGGACGCCGACGUGCCACUGGACGACGAGGCGAGGCAGCCGCUGUCGCGGAAGGUGUCGAUCGCGUCGAGCAAGGUGAACCCGUACCGGAUGGUCAUCGUGGUGCGUCUCGUCGUGCUCGCCUUCUUCCUCCGCUACCGCAUCCUGCACCCUGUCCCGGACGCCAUCGGGCUGUGGCUCGUCUCCAUCAUCUGCGAGAUCUGGUUCGCCAUCUCCUGGAUCCUGGACCAGUUCCCCAAGUGGUUCCCCAUCGACCGCGAGACGUACCUGGACCGCCUCACCCUCCGGUACGAGAGGGAAGGGGAGCCGUCGCUGCUGUCGGCGGUGGACCUCUUCGUGAGCACGGUGGACCCGCUCAAGGAGCCGCCGCUGGUGACCGCCAACACCGUGCUCUCCAUCCUCGCCGUCGACUACCCCGUCGACAAGGUCUCCUGCUACGUCUCCGACGACGGCGCGUCCAUGCUCACCUUCGAGGCGCUGUCGGAGACGGCCGAGUUCGCGCGCAAGUGGGUGCCGUUCUGCAAGAAGUUCAGCAUCGAGCCACGCGCGCCCGAGUUCUACUUCUCGCUCAAGGUCGACUACCUCAAGGACAAGGUGCAGCCUACCUUCGUGCAGGAGCGCCGCGCCAUGAAGAGAGAGUACGAGGAGUUCAAGGUCCGGAUCAACGCGCUGGUGGCCAAGGCCAUGAAGGUGCCGGCGGAGGGGUGGAUCAUGAAGGACGGCACGCCGUGGCCCGGGAACAACACCCGCGACCACCCCGGCAUGAUCCAGGUGUUCCUGGGACACAGCGGCGGCCACGACACCGAGGGCAACGAGCUGCCCCGCCUCGUGUACGUCUCCCGUGAGAAGCGCCCGGGCUUCCAGCACCACAAGAAGGCCGGCGCCAUGAACGCUCUGAUCCGCGUCUCCGCCGUGCUGACCAACGCGCCCUUCAUGCUCAACUUGGACUGUGAUCACUACAUCAACAACAGCAAGGCCAUCCGGGAGGCCAUGUGUUUCCUCAUGGACCCUCAGGUCGGCCGGAAGGUCUGCUACGUGCAGUUCCCGCAGAGGUUCGACGGCAUCGACGCGCACGACCGAUACGCCAACAGGAACACCGUCUUCUUCGACAUCAACAUGAAGGGGCUGGACGGCAUCCAGGGCCCGGUGUACGUCGGGACAGGGUGCGUGUUCCGGCGGCAGGCGCUCUACGGCUACAACCCUCCCAAGGGUCCCAAGAGGCCCAAGAUGGUGACCUGCGACUGCUGCCCCUGCUUCGGUCGCAAGAAGCGCAAGCACGCCAAGGACGGGCUGCCGGAGGGCACCGCGGAUAUCGGAGUGGACAGUGACAAGGAGAUGCUCAUGUCCCAUAUGAACUUCGAGAAGCGUUUCGGGCAGUCCGCGGCGUUCGUCACGUCCACGCUCAUGGAGGAAGGCGGCGUCCCUCCGUCGUCGAGCCCCGCCGCGCUCCUCAAGGAGGCCAUCCAUGUCAUCAGCUGCGGCUACGAGGACAAGACCGACUGGGGACUGGAGCUUGGGUGGAUCUACGGGUCGAUCACGGAGGACAUCCUGACGGGGUUCAAGAUGCACUGCCGCGGGUGGCGCUCCGUGUACUGCAUGCCGAAGCGGGCGGCGUUCAAGGGGUCGGCGCCCAUCAAUCUAUCCGACCGUCUCAACCAGGUGCUCCGGUGGGCGCUGGGGUCCGUCGAGAUCUUCUUCAGCCGCCACAGCCCGCUGCUGUACGGCUACAAGAACGGCAACCUCAAGUGGCUGGAGCGCUUCGCCUACAUCAACACCACCAUCUACCCUUUCACCUCGCUCCCGCUGCUCGCCUACUGUACCCUCCCCGCCGUAUGCCUCCUCACCGGCAAGUUCAUCAUGCCGUCGAUUAGCACGUUCGCCAGCUUGUUCUUCAUCGCGCUCUUCAUGUCCAUCUUCGCGACGGGCAUCCUGGAGAUGCGGUGGAGCGGGGUGAGCAUCGAGGAGUGGUGGAGGAACGAGCAGUUCUGGGUCAUCGGCGGCGUGUCGGCGCAUCUCUUCGCCGUCGUGCAGGGCCUGCUCAAGGUCCUGGCAGGGAUCGACACCAACUUCACCGUCACCUCCAAGGCCACCGGCGACGAGGACGACGAGUUCGCCGAGCUCUACGCAUUCAAGUGGACCACGCUCCUCAUCCCGCCCACCACGCUGCUCAUCAUCAACAUCAUCGGCGUCGUGGCCGGCAUCUCCGACGCCAUCAACAACGGGUACCAGUCAUGGGGCCCGCUCUUCGGCAAGCUCUUCUUCGCAUUCUGGGUCAUCGUCCACCUCUACCCGUUCCUCAAGGGGCUCAUGGGGCGCCAGAACAGGACGCCCACCAUUGUUGUCAUCUGGUCCGUGCUGCUGGCCUCCAUCUUCUCCCUGCUCUGGGUCAGGAUCGACCCCUUCAUCGUCAGGACAAAGGGCCCGGACGUCAGGCAGUGUGGCAUCAACUGCUGAGCUGUUUAUUAUUAAGAUUCAAAAAAUCCUGGAGCUUGUGCAUAGGGAGAAAACAACAAUUUAGAAAUUUUGUAUUGUUGAUGAUGUUUUGAAGCUUAUGUUAUGUUUUGUGUAAACAUAUUCUGGGACCCAGAAUUGUCGGACGAGGAAUUGAACAAAGGACAAGGUUUGGAUGUUAAAUGGCAAAUGAUAUUCGUGCAGUCAUGCUAAA